Molecule: messenger RNA, 832 nt
Organism: Camponotus floridanus (Florida carpenter ant)
Lineage: Eukaryota; Metazoa; Arthropoda; Insecta; Hymenoptera; Formicidae
Exons: 3
Coding region: 248-832 (194 amino acids)
Source: RefSeq, a predicted model, not a curated record
UGUACCACGAUUGAUAUAUUCACUUUUAUAAAAUGUAUGAAAUUGAAAAAUUAGAAUUAUUAAGAUUUUCUUUAAUUUUCACUGCAGUGGGUAUGAUUUUAAGAUCUUUGCAAAAAAAAAAGUUCAUAACAAGCGACGAUGGUGGGUUCGUCCGCUGUUGAGAAAUCGGGUAAAACGGAGCCAAUAUUAUAUAUUGUUCCAAUAUAUAAAAGAAAAAGAUGAUGAACAAUUUUUUAAGUACACUCGAAUGACAGUCAACCAAUUUGAAAAGUUGCUGGAUAUUGUUAAACAUAGAUUAAUAAAAAUCAGUCCAAGAAAGCCAUUAAGUCCGGAGUUUCGGCUGGUUAUGACAUUGUAUUAUCUUGCCCAUGGACCGAGCAUGCAGGUAGUUGCAUGGAGCUUCUGUGUUUCCAAGUCCACAGUCAGCAACGUAAUACGAGAGACUUGUGCAGUUAUCUGGGAUGAAUUAUCCCCAAUUUACUUAAAACCACCAACUACUGAAGAAUGGGAAAUUAAAGCAACGGAGUUCUGGUAUCGCUGGAAUUUACCUAAUUGUUUUGGUGCGAUGGACGGGAAGCAUAUAACGAUUCAAGCUCCAAAAAAAUCGGGUUCUACCAAUUUACGUGGAACUAAUAUCGCGUUUCCGUAUUUUGUGGCUGCAGACGAAGCCUUUCCACUUAAGCACUAUAUAAUGCGGCCUUAUCCCGGAACAAAUUUAUCAGAAAAACAACAAAUUUUUAAUUACCGCCUAUCACGUGCUCGACGCGUUAUUGAAAAUACCUUUGGCAUUUUAGCCAGUCGGUGGCGAAUUCUACAUACUAUUGUAACAUAA